Messenger RNA from Mucor mucedo, 1084 nucleotides. RefSeq lists its product as uncharacterized. The record is from RefSeq and is a predicted model, not a curated record. The transcript has a single exon. The coding region runs from base 16 to 900 and encodes 294 amino acids. Lineage: Eukaryota; Fungi; Mucoromycota; Mucoromycetes; Mucorales; Mucoraceae.
AAGAAAUUGCAUUGCAUGUCAGAUAACAAUCCACCUCCAGAUAAAGAUAAAGGUGCAGAAGAUUUUUACUUUCCACUGACAACUGAAGAGCCUGUGCGUCGGCCAUGGCUUCGAACAGAGUUAAAAGAUCUCAAUGACGAUAUUGCAGACGACCUUGAUCAACUAUCCAUUGAAGAUGACGACGAUACGACAGACACCAGCGAUGAUGAUGAUUCUGAAGAUGACAGCAGUAAAAAUAAGAUUAAACAAUUUGUUGAAGAAGAAGAACAUGAGGCAGAAUCUUUGGUGGAUUGCCUUGCCCAAGAAAUGGCAGACUAUGAAGCUAGAUUGAGCGGAGAAGCGGAAGAAUAUGAACAACGUGUGGCUAAUGCUGAAUCCGAAGAUGAAUUAUUAGCUGACGAUCCUGAAUUAUUACGCCGGACGGAAAGCAAUCGGUAUAUUCCCUUUGAAGAAGAUAUUAAACCAGUUCAACGUCCAGAGGACCAUCUUGUGGAUUCCGGUAUGGACAAAGAUUUGCUGGUCUUUUCGGAUCAGGUAUCGACCAUUGAAGACGUAAAUCGUGUAGUGACAGUACAGUAUUAUGGGGCUGGUAAAAGUGGUGUCAUGCCAAAUAAUUAUCGAAACAAACGCACACCCAAAAUCUACUUGGUGGCUUGUGACUUUAGUAAGGAAAGUUUAUACGCCAUGGAAUGGACAAUGGGGGCCAUGAUGCGGGAUGGGGAUCAGCUCCAUGUAGCCACAGUUGCUAAUCGUGAAGAUAAUCCUGAGGGAGUGAAAGCUAGCGGCCUUGACCAAGAAGGCGAGGUAGGAAAGAAACGUUUAUUACUCUCAGCAUUAUCACAUAUUUACUUUGUUUUUGUAGUUGCAUGCACUUUCAAAAGCUCUCUUGGCGGAAGCUAAAAAGAAAAUGGGGCAAAUGAUGUUAUUUAACAUCAAAUUGGUGACACAUGCUAUGGUAGGCCGUAUCAAGGAUGUUUUAAGGGCUUUAGUAAGGUUCCUUUUCUAUUAUUAUUCUUUUUACUUUACUGGUACUCGAACAUACUAACUAAUGAUAUGUAUAGACUCGUGAAACAGAUUAUACUUU